Molecule: messenger RNA, 2174 nt
Organism: Mizuhopecten yessoensis (Yesso scallop)
Lineage: Eukaryota; Metazoa; Mollusca; Bivalvia; Pectinida; Pectinidae
Product: adhesive plaque matrix protein 2-like
Exons: 19
Coding region: 1-2082 (693 amino acids)
Biological process (GO): establishment or maintenance of epithelial cell apical/basal polarity; heterophilic cell-cell adhesion
Cellular component (GO): plasma membrane; protein-containing complex
Molecular function (GO): calcium ion binding
Source: RefSeq, a predicted model, not a curated record
AUGAAUUCAUCUCAGUGGAAGUNUGGAAUCGUCACAAGCAGCAGCAGAAAUCAACCGUCCAUAUCCCAGUCACCGCCGUCUCCCUACUUCACUCUGACUUUACCUCUCGACGGUAACACACGGAACCAUCGAGAGCAGUCAAUCCUUACUCCGGUGGUUCCUGUGUGCAGUUCCUACGAAAAUGACAAACGAAGAUCACCAUUUUUAGCAAGGACGCAAGCUUACAGCUUCCUGCAAAGACACGUGAACACUUUGGACAGAAGGAGUUUGUAUAGUUGUAACUCCAAUGAAUAUUACUGUGAAUCUCACAAAACAGAAUGUUACACGUACUCGGAGACGGUACGCGAGACUAGAUGUAGGUCCGUCCAUUGUUCUAGUGGCUACACCUGUUACAUGUCCAACCCGUGUCCAGCUCAUCACACCACUGCCUGCUCCGCUAACGCUUGUCUAGCGUUACCAUGCAAGAACCGCGGCACGUGCAGAACGAUAGGCCACUCUUACACAUGCCAAUGUGCAUCCGGGUACUAUGGACAGAACUGUGAAUACGCGGAUGCGUGUUUAUCUAGACCUUGUGUCAAUGACGGGAGGUGUAACCGUGUUGGGUCGUCCUACAGCUGUUCGUGUUCAGUCCAAUUCACAGGCAAACAUUGCGAGCAAAAAACACCGUGCUAUGGGCCACCUUGUAUGAAUGGGGCGACGUGUCGAGUCGUCGGUACAGCCUACACUUGUAUAUGCAAGUCGGGUUUUUACGGACAGAACUGUGCAGAUGUUGAUGGUUGUUUGAACAAUCCUUGUCGGAAUGGCGGUACCUGUACCAGACAGGGAGAUAACUACAGCUGUGUCUGUCCCCAUAACACCGCGGGCAGGAAUUGUGAACAAGUUAACGGGUGCCUGUCGAAUCCUUGUGUGAACGGAGGAGUGUGCUCAAAUGACGGGUCGAACUACAUGUGUUUAUGUACAAACCAGUUCACGGGCAAGAAUUGUCAGCAAAGAACAGCUUGCUAUGGAUCCCCCUGUAGAAACGGCGCAUCAUGCCAUUCGACAGGAACCGAGUUCAUAUGCUAUUGUGCAACCGGUUUCUACGGAAAGAUUUGUGAUAACGUUGAUGCCUGUCUUUCCCAUCCUUGUAUAAACGGUGGUAUGUGUGUCAGGAGCGGAUCUGAUUACACGUGCUCGUGUACAAACCAGCUGAUGGGGAAGGAUUGUCAAGAAAAAACUCCUUGUUUUGGUAAUCCAUGCCAAAAUGGAGGUACAUGUCAGAUUCGGGGAACAGCCUACACGUGUGUAUGUCCGUCAGGAUUCUACGGUCAGAACUGUGCAGACAUUGAUACCUGCGUUUCCAAUCCUUGUUCUAACGGCGGAACCUGUUUAAGGGACGGACCAAAUUACAGUUGUUAUUGUGGAACUCACUUCACAGGGACGCACUGCAAGGAAGUGUCACCCUGCAGCAACAGCCCAUGUCAACACGGCGCUACCUGUCAGGAGGUCAGUGGGUCAUCGUACGUAUGCAUCUGUGCACUUGGAUUUUCUGGACCUACCUGUAAUACCGGGACAGUAGUAGAUACGUGUGCCUCCAAUCCCUGUGUAAAUGGAGCGACUUGUAACAGAGUGGGGUCUGACUACAUGUGUGAGUGCAGAGAGGGAAACCGAUUUACCGGGAGAAACUGCGAGCAAAAGACCCCAUGUUUCAACUUCCCUUGUUUGAAUGGUGGAACCUGUGUUGUCGCCGGGCCACGUGCGACAUGCUCAUGUGCAGCAGGGUUUUACGGAGAGCGAUGCGAACAAGUUGACGUGUGUUCCUCCAAUCCAUGCCUGAACGACGGGAGCUGCUUCAGUGACGGAUCUGAAUACAGCUGUUACUGCACAAAUCGUUUCACGGGCAAGAAUUGUCAGCAAAACACAAUGUGUUACGACCAGCCGUGUCAGAAUGGUGCCACCUGUCAGUUCACCGACACCGACUUCACGUGCAUAUGUACAUACGGGUAUUACGGUCGCAUGUGUAGGGAUGUUGAUGCCUGUCUCGCAAAUCCUUGCUUCAACGGCACGUGCAAUAGGAACGGAUCGCACUAUUACUGUACCUGAACUUACCUACUUACGAAAUAUGCUCACGAGAAAGGCUUGUGCAAGUCUAUAAAUAACUUAGUAAUGUAGGCACGUAACAAUAUGCAAUAAAU